AUUGACAACUUUGUCUGUAUUUUGUCUUGAUACCUUGAUAUUAUCUCAAGCAAGGACUCUAUCUUACAUUGCUACAUUGCUACAUACAAGAUUGUAAUAAUACUCACCUACUUUCAACCUCAUUCAAGUCAUUCAAUUGAUUCUGAUACUUCAAUCUCACUUCCACAAUGGCGUCUCUCCGCACAAGUGCACGAUGUGCACGCUCGAUAUUUGCCGCCUCACGACCAGCUUUCAGAACACAGAUGCGUACUAUGGCAACAGUCCAAAGCCAAACAGCUGUCGACAGCCCUACCAUUUCACCAUCCCGUCCUGUCGAACCUGCUUCUAAGACAUCUACUGUCAAGGAACCUGAAGCCGAUUCUAACUCUUUGAUCAAGACAUUCCACAUUUACCGAUGGAAUCCAGAUGAGCCAGCUAGCAAGCCCCGCAUGCAAUCAUAUACUUUGGACCUCAACAAGACUGGACCCAUGAUGUUGGAUGCGCUCAUUAGAAUUAAGAACGAAGUCGACCCUACUCUUACAUUCCGACGAUCUUGCAGAGAAGGUAUUUGCGGUAGCUGUGCAAUGAACAUUGACGGAGUAAACACACUGGCUUGUUUGUGUAUGUUAAAAAUUCAUUGACAUCAUGAAGUACACUUGCUAACAACUUGCUUUACAGGUCGCAUUCCUAGAGACGCCAAGCACGAGACCAAGAUCUACCCACUACCCCACACCUAUGUCGUCAAGGACAUUGUUCCUGAUCUGACCCAAUUUUAUAAGCAAUACAAGUCGAUUAAGCCAUACCUUCAACACACCGACCCAGCACCAGGAGGAAAGGAAUAUUUGCAAUCUAAGGAGGAACGUAAGAAGCUUGAUGGUCUUUAUGAGUGCAUUCUUUGCGCAUGUUGUUCGACAUCUUGCCCCUCCUACUGGUGGAACAGCGAAGAGUACUUGGGACCAGCUAUCUUAUUGCAAAGUUACAGAUGGUUAGCAGAUUCCCGUGAUCAGAAGAAGGAAGAGCGUAAGGCAGCUUUGGACAACAGCAUGAGUUUGUACAGAUGUCACACAAUUCUCAACUGCUCGAGAACAUGUCCCAAGGGAUUGAAUCCAGGUUUGGCAAUUGCGGAGAUCAAGAAGGAAAUGGCUUUCUAAGAAGUCUUUAGCGAGAUGAUAUCAAUUUGGGGGAUAUGAUGGGAAAGCAUUUGAGCAAUGGGUUGUGGUGUUUUAGGGCGGUUACUGCUAAGUCAGUUUGUGUAGAUAAUGAGAUUAACAUGAAUUUAUCAGCACAUGUUUUGUUUUCGUCUUUGA
Sclerotinia trifoliorum is the source of this 1286-nucleotide messenger RNA. The record is from the annotation of a GenBank genome assembly. NCBI's taxonomy places the organism in Eukaryota, Fungi, Ascomycota, Leotiomycetes, Helotiales, Sclerotiniaceae.